GAAUGAUAUUAAGAACUAUCAGCUCAUUAGAUUACUGUAUAAUUUCACAUUUGUUUUGUUUAAAUAAACUCAUCCAAUAAUGAAGGUUUAUAAGAUUCUUGUGAGUUUCUCACUGUUAUUCAACUUAACGACAUUGUUAUUGGCUACAAUACCGAAAGUGGAACAAUACUUCAAUAAAAAUGAUUUAUGUAAAAUUAGUAACACAUUGAAUAUUGAGCAUAAUUACUCCGGAUGUCAUAUUCUUGAAGAAGCCAUAAAACGUUUCAUGUUACGAUUAAAUAUGCUCCAUCCUGUGCUGCUAUUCCCCCAGUUCGAAAUCUGUACAAUAUCAAAGAUUGCGAUUGUAAUCUCAGAAGGAUGUGAUGAAACAGAGAGUAAAUUAUGGCCAUAUUAUUCAAUGGAUGAGUCAUAUACAUUGAAUAUAUCUCAGAAUACUUUGUACAUUCAAUCACAUGAGAUAUGGGGAACACUGCACGCUCUUGAGACUAUCCUUCAAUCAUUGUAUAAAGCUACACAUAAUCAAAAUGUGAUGUUUAUUUGUCAUAUUGAAGAUUCACCACGAUUCCCACAUCGAGGAAUGAUGAUUGAUACAGCUAGGCAUUAUUUGACAAUUGAGACAAUACAAAAUGUGAUUGUAAGUUGUGUGUUUGAUUUCCCGCUAAUGAUUUAUACACAAAUAUAAACAAAGGAUGCUUUGUCGAUGGUGAAAAUGAAUGUGCUACAUUGGCAUAUGACAGAUGAUGAAGCUUUUCCGUAUGAUUCCUCAGUGUAUCCUGAAUUGUCUUCAGCGGGAGCAUAUCAUCCACACUUGUAUGUGUAUGAAAAAGAUGAAAUCGAGUCGAUAAUAGAAUAUGCUCGAAUACGAGGAGUUCGAAUUAUGAUUGAAUUUGAUAGUCCAGGUCAUACUCUCUCCUUGGGUGCAAGUCACCCUGAACUACUAUCGGGUACAUCACAUGAUGGACCAAUAAGACCAGUCGGUGAGGAUGUAUGGACGUUUCUAUCAAGUUUAUUCCAAGAAAUUCUGAGUGUAUUCCCCGAUAGCUUUUUACACUUAGGCGGCAAUAAGUAUGAUAGUCAUUCAUGGGAAGAAGACGUGGAGAUCCAAAACUUCAUGGAAGAGAAUGGAUUUGACCAAGAUUAUAAUAAACUAGAAAAUCGUUAUUUUGAACAGCUCACAGAAAUCAUUCAGAAUAUGACUGCAAAUUCAGGCGGUAUUACACCUGUUGUCUGGCAGGAGGUAUUUGAAAAUGGUUUUCGUGGCAAUGCUAACACUGUCAUUCAUGUUCAGAAUGAGUCGAAUUGGGAGAAUCUAGUCAAAUCGAUUACAUCAACUGGUUAUAAGGUGAUCAAUUCAGCGUGUUGGCAGGAGAUUGAUAAUGAUUUUGCACGGAAUGGGGAGAAAUUGUACAAUUGUGAUCCAGCUAAAUUUGAAGGUACUGAUGAAGAGGCCACGUUGGUUAUCGGUGGAGAAGCGAUAAUCUGGGGAACAUAUGUUGAUGAUAUCAAUCUCUUCAUAGAGGCGUGGCCACUAACCGCUGUUGUUGCUGAACGUCUAUGGUCUCAUAAUGCAAAUGACUUUGGUGAAUUUUUGAAAAGAUUGGAGAAACUUCGAUGUCGAAUGAGAGUACUUAACUGGAAGGGAGCGUAUCAUCCACAUUCGUAUGUGUAUGAAAAGGAUGAAAUUGACUCACUGGUAGAAUUCGCUCGAUUACAUGGUGUUCGGGUGAUUGUUGAAUAUGAUUCACCAGGUCACACUCUAUCAUGGGGCAAAAGUCAUCCUGAAAUCCUCUCUGGUGAAUCACAUGACGGACCAAUCAAUCCAGUCGAUGAGAAUGUCUGGCCAUUUCUAUCAAAUUUGUUCAGCGAAGUGUUGAGUGUAUUUCCUGACCGUGUCUUACAUUUAGGUGGGAGCGUUUAUGACAGGCAAUCAUGGCGAGAAGAUGCCAACAUCCAAGAAUUCAUGAAACAGAAAGGAUUCGAUCAAGACUACAAUAAAUUAGAAAAUUAUUAUUUUGAACGCCUCACAGAAGUUAUUCGGAAUAUUACGUCAAAGUCACAAAGCGUGACACCUGUGGUGUGGCAGAAUGUAUUUGAGAAUGGAUUCCGAGGUAAUGACAAUGCUGUCAUCAUACAGGUACACGAUAAUUCCCACUGGGAGGAUGUCACCAAGUCAGUCACCUCAUCUGGAUACAGAGUGAUCAAUUCAGCGUGUUGGUCGAAAGUUGUUGGGAAUUUCGAUGAUGCAUGGAAGACGUUGUACGAUUGUGAUCCUGCUGCAUUUGGAGAUAAAUAAGAACUAAUUACGUCUUC
Trichobilharzia szidati is the source of this 2310-nucleotide messenger RNA. The record is from the annotation of a GenBank genome assembly. Lineage: Eukaryota; Metazoa; Platyhelminthes; Trematoda; Strigeidida; Schistosomatidae.